AUGCUAAUCUCAUCAGUGGCGAAGGAUGGCUAUGGGAAAGACAUCUGGACCCUCCCCUUUGACAGCAUUACGCGCAUUCUGAAGUUCACCUGGCUCCUACAGCUGCUCUACAUCCCGGCACUCGCCGCAACCAAAAUGGCCUUCCUAUGUCUAUAUCUCCGCAUCUUCCCAAGUACAGGCAUCAGACGAGUCACAUGGGUCCUUGUAACCAUCAACGUCCUGUAUCUUUUAACCUAUGGUUUUGGAACCGCGUUUAACUGUCUCCCAGUGUCGUAUAUCUGGACAAAAUGGCACGGGGAAACAGAAGGAUCGUGUCUCAAUUUCAAUGCCUUUGGCAUCGCGAAUGCGACAACCAAUAUCGCGCUCGAUCUGGCAGUCAUCGGGCUUCCGCUGCACAAGAUAGCCGGUCUGUCUGUAAGCUUGUCGAAGAAGAUUAUGCUCUUGGCUAUGUUUGCGCUAGGAUUCUUUGUAACCAUCGUCAGUAUCCUCCGAUUCAGGGUCGUGAUCACCUACGCAACGACCACAAAUGCCACAUGUAUCUCCCUAUAUCCCCACCAGCCAAACUCACUUCAUCUAACCUUCUAUCCCGCAGACGACACAGUUGCCACCUCCUACUGGUCUAUAAUCGAAUGCUUCAGCGGCAUAGUCUGCAUCAACCUACCUUCCGCCCGCCGGUUCUAUCGUAAAGUCACCCACUUCUGUUUCGGCACCUCUCAGACGGGGCAGGAAGAGGGCUACCAGAACGUCACACUGGGUUGCUCGUCCGCGUCUAAGAAAAGGAAGCUGCCCAUAGAACUAUCGAUUUUAAAAACGACAGAGACUACAGUCCGGCACGACCAGAUGGACGUGGAGAUGGAGUCUUUGGUGGUGGUUUCCAGGUCCCGGUAG
Messenger RNA from Aspergillus oryzae RIB40, 888 nucleotides. RefSeq lists its product as uncharacterized. The record is from RefSeq and is a predicted model, not a curated record. The transcript has 2 exons. Bases 1 to 888 code for a protein of 295 amino acids. NCBI's taxonomy places the organism in Eukaryota, Fungi, Ascomycota, Eurotiomycetes, Eurotiales, Aspergillaceae.